This is a messenger RNA of Oikopleura dioica, 741 nucleotides long. NCBI's taxonomy places the organism in Eukaryota, Metazoa, Chordata, Appendicularia, Copelata, Oikopleuridae. The record is from the annotation of a GenBank genome assembly.
AUGCCUUUGGAAAAACUGGGGCCGGAUCAAGAACGAGUUUUGAAAUUCGGAGAUGUCGUCGGUUUUCGGCAAGACGCGCUGAUCUUUCGGAUUGAAAGUGGCUCUACUAGAAAAACGUCGAAAUCCGAUGAGAUCAACGAGGAGAAUACUGAGGCUAUUUCUGAAGAAAUACAAAAUAAGGAAGAGUCUCAAAUAGGGUCAGACAAUGCUGAAUGGACAAGUGGCUCCAUUUCAAACCACGAAGACGAAAACAAAUCUUCAAAAAGCGAAGCUGGCCCCAGUCAUAUUAACACAGCUGCCCCAGCUCGGACGCGGCCUCCCUGCGAGUACGGGGGACAAUGUUACCGUCGAAAUCCAAACCAUAAAAUCGAAUUUUGCCACCCUGGUGAUGACGAUUGGUGGGAUCCUCUUGUUGAAAAUGAUGAUCCUGAUUUUCAAGAUCCACGACCUGAAUGCCAAUAUGGCAUCCUCUGCUACCAAAAAAGCGAAGCUCAUCGGCGAAAAUUUCAACAUAAUACAGCCGGAAGCGCACCAAAGAGAAGAGCAGCCAGAAAAGCAGAAGAGAAGAACAAAGAAAUCUCUUCUGAUAGCGACGAUCUCUUGAGAGAAUCUGAAAGCGAGGUUGAAUACGACAUUUCUAGCGGAGAGGAGGAAAGACCAGCAAAAAUGCAAAAAAUUACAGCUGAAGCAAAGGAGCUCAUAAACGAAACAAAAAAGAUGCUUCGCGAUCGAAAUUUCUGA